AGUUUGGGAUUUGCAGACCCGAGGAGGGAAGAAGGGAAGAAGAGAGGAAGAAGAGGAAGAAGGGAGGGGGAGAAAGGAGGACUGAAGUUGUCCCGGCAGCUCCGGGCGGGUCUAGCGGGUCUCUGCGGGUGUCCUGGUCCGGGUCGAGGUGUGACUCCUCCGGCUGGGACUCACAACUUUGUUGUUGUUGGGUUUUCUUUUUUUUUUUUUUUUUCCCGGAGCUCCGCGGCGGCAGCGGGAGGUCCGCGCGGCGCACGCCGGGGCAGCGAGCCCCUCCGCCGGGGAGGCGCGGCGCAGAGGGUCGGUGUCCCCCCCGGAGCUCCGGUCCGGUCUGAGCCAUGCCCGUCCGGAAGAGAGAUGCCCAGCGGGCUCUGCUGCUGCUGGAGGAGUACCGGUCCAAACUGACCCACACCGACGACCGGCAGCUGAGAGUUUCCAUCCAGAGGGUGAUCGACGUCUUCCAGAGCCACCUGUUCCAGGCGCUCAUAGAUAUCCAGGAGUUCUACGAAGUGACCUUAUUGGACCAGCGCUGGACGGACUCGCCCAAGGGGGCGGAGCCUGUGACGCCCGUCAACCUGUGGGACUUUUCCAGCUUCCCGUCCCCCACGCCGACGUCGGACACGCUGCCGAGCCUGAGCACCAGCAUCGAGGACUCCCCCCUCCUUAACGAAAUCCUGCUCACGCUGGCGCAGGUGCAGGUGUCGCCGGGCCCCCCGGGCCGGGACGGACAAAAGUACCGGCACCAUGAUGAGGACUCGUCCCCCCAGGACCCGGACCCCAGCUCCCCCCCGCUGACGGAGGAGGGGGGGCCCGAGCUGGUCCAGGUCUCGGAGAAGAACCUGUCCCAGAUCGAGAACGUGCACGGAUACGUUAGCCACGCCCACAUCUCGCCCAUGAAGGUAGCGUCUCUGGAGUGCAUCUUUGAGGGUUCGUUAGGACACCUCCACUCGGAGCUCCCCUCCCCCACGCCCUCCACCCCCCCCCACGGAGAGGACAGCCCCCUCCCAUCCUGCUCCUCCAACCCCUACCCCCCCGUCCAGCAGGCCGACGCCGCGGCGCCGCCCUCUCCUCCCAUAAUCCCCGUGAUCCCCGUCUCGCCCAUCCCAGCCGAGACCGCCGCCAUCCCUCCACCCUCACAGGCCAACCCGCCCCCCAUGGUGGUCAACGCCGACAGCCCGGACACGCCCCCUUACGUGAACGGGACGGAGCCGGACUACGAGUACGAGGAGAUCACGCUGGAGCGGGGGAACUCGGGGCUGGGCUUCAGCAUCGCGGGCGGCACCGACAACCCCCACAUCGGUGAGGACCCCAGCAUCUUCAUCACCAAGGUCAUACCUGGAGGAGCCGCCGCCCAGGACGGACGGCUCAGGGUCAACGACGUGAUCCUGAGGGUCAACGAGGCGGACGUCCGGGACGUGACCCACAGUCGGGCCGUGGAGGCGCUGAAGGACGCCGGGUCCCUGGUCCGACUCUACAUCCGCCGGAGGAAACCCGUCUCCGAGAAAGUGAUGGAGAUCAAGCUGGUGAAGGGACCCAAAGGUCUGGGGUUCAGCAUCGCCGGCGGGGUGGGGAACCAGCACAUCCCGGGGGACAACAGCAUCUACGUGACCAAGGUGAUCGAGGGCGGAGCCGCCCACAAGGACGGCCGUCUGCAGAUCGGGGACAAGCUGCUGGCGGUGAACAGCUGCUGCCUGGAGGACGUGUCCCACGAACACGCCGUCACGGCCCUGAAGAACACGCCUGACGUGGUCUACCUGAAGGUGGCCAAGCCCAGCGGCGUCUUCAGUGACGGCUUCACGCCGCCAGACCUCAACAACUCGUACACGCAGCACCUGGACAACCAUAUCAGCCCCGCCCCCUUCCUGGGGCAGCCCGUCCCCCCGGCGCCGUCCUCGGGCCGCUACUCGCCGCCGCCCAAGAGCAUGCUGGGAGAUGAUGACGUCACACGGGAGCCCCGGCGGGUGGCGCUGCACCGCGGGGCCACCGGCCUGGGCUUCAACAUCGUGGGAGGAGAAGACGGAGAGGGAAUCUUCAUCUCCUUCAUCCUGGCAGGAGGACCCGCCGACCUGUCUGGGGAGCUGAGGAAAGGAGACCGGCUGGUGUCGGUGAACGGCGUGGACCUGCGGAACUCCACCCACGAGCAGGCGGCCGCCACGCUGAAGAACGCCGGCCAGACGGUCACCAUCGUGGCCCAGUACCGGCCGGAAGAAUACAGCCGCUUCGAGGCCAAGAUCCACGACCUGCGGGAGCAGAUGAUGAACAGCAGCAUCAGCUCGGGCUCGGGCUCUCUGAGGACGAGCCAGAAGAGGUCGCUGUACGUCAGAGCUCUGUUCGACUACGAUAAGACCCGGGACUCGGGGCUCCCCAGCCAGGGCCUCAACUUCAAGUUCGGGGACAUCCUGCACGUGGUCAACGCCUCCGACGACGAGUGGUGGCAGGCGCGGCAGCUGACGGCGCAGGGCGAGCUGGAGGAGGUGGGCGUGAUCCCCAGCAAGAGACGGGUGGAGAAGAAGGAGCGGGCGCGGCUAAAGACGGUAAAGUUCAACGCCAAGUCCCGGGACCGAGGGCAGUCCCUCAAUGACAAGCGUAAAAAGAACCUCUUUACGCGAAAGUUUCCGUUCUACAAGAGCAAAGAGGCGAGCGAGCAGGAGACCAGCGACGUGGACCAACACGUGACGUCCAACGCCAGCGAUAGCGAGAGUAGCUACCGUGGCCAGGAGGAGUUCGUCCUCUCCUACGAGCCCGUCGUCCAGCAGGAAGUUGGCUACACCCGACCCGUCAUCAUCCUGGGCCCCAUGAAGGACCGGAUCAACGACGACCUGAUCUCCGAGUUCCCCGACAAGUUUGGAUCGUGUGUCCCCCACACGACCCGGCCCAAGCGCGACUACGAGGUGGACGGCAGAGACUACCACUUCGUGGUUUCCAGGGAGCAGAUGGAGAAGGACAUCCAGGACCACCGGUUCAUCGAGGCGGGGCAGUACAACAACCACCUCUACGGGACCAGCGUCCAGUCGGUGCGCCAGGUGGCCGAGAAGGGUAAACACUGUAUCCUGGACGUGUCGGGAAACGCCAUCAAGAGACUCCAGCUGGCGCAGCUUCACCCAAUCGCCAUCUUCAUCAAACCCAAAUCUGUGGAGAACAUCAUAGAGAUGAACAAGCGCCUGACGGACGAUCAGGGCAGGAAAACCUUUGACAGAGCCGCCAAGCUGGAGCAGGAGUUCACAGAACAUUUCACAGCCGUGGUGCAGGGCGACACUCUGGAGGAGAUCUACGACCAGGUGAAGCAGAUCAUCGAGGAGCAGUCGGGUCCCUUCAUCUGGGUCCAGUCCAAGGAGAAGUUAUGAAGGUCCCGACGCCCGGGUCGCUCCGGCGCUGCUCUUUUUACAUCCACUUAGUUUUAUUUUGAAAGGAAGAGUCGCCCCCCCCUCUAACCCCCCCAGAAACGAGGCGGCGGCUCACCUGAAGGUAUUCUCAAUCUUUUUAAGUUUUUUCUCCAUGAAGACGACGGUUCGGUUUCCUGACCAGCAGGAAAGAGCACACAGGAAGUGACAUCACACUCGCCACGGUACAGCUCCUUAAUGUUUAAGGGAGGAAACUUCAGAGGAGAAUUCUUGACGGCGACGAGAAGAAACGUACGAAGCAGAUUUGUAUUUUUGGUUGUUUUUGUCUCGUAAGCAGGUGGGCGGAGUCUCUGACAGCUUUUGUCAGCCUGGAGGAAACGAGACGAAACAGAGACACAAAAACGCUAAACUUUGCACGUUUGAGCUUUAACAGCAUGUCAGUCAUCCCGUUUAUUUCCCAUCAGCCCUUUCACCUCAGCGUCUGAUGUUGCGGCUUCUUUUUUUGUUGGUAUUUUUUACUUUUUGAUCCAGUUUUGUGUUUUUAACUUCCCGCGCCGCACGCUUCCAGAUGUCGCCAUCAGAUCUGCUUCUGGGGGUCGAUUCGUUCAAGCGUUGAUUUGAUUCUUCACGUCGGUGGGACUCCCAGGAAAGGUCCGUCAAAGUGGCUCGAAACGUUCACAGAACCGAUUCUAAACGUCCCAGAAACCAAGAGAAACAACACGUCUGAACGUUUCCGCCACAUCUGGUAUCGUGAACCUCUACAGAUGACGGUUGACGUUGUAUUUUUAAAGAGAAAUGAUUUUUAAGAGAGCUGCUUCUGUAAACCAUGCAAUACACCUCAGCCAAGAGGGAACUAUAAAUGUUUAGAAAUGAAUUUUAUAUCCAUGAAAAUGUUUAAAAGGUGAAAGGUGAAAUAUUUGAAAUAUAUUAGAAAGAUCUGUAUUUUGAAAUCACAAAGACGCUAUUUUAGUAGAAACUCAGAAUCACAUCCUUACUAUCACAACAAAGUGGUUUAAUUACAGGAAUUAUUUAGGAAUAAAAAGACACUAAGAGAAACAAUUUCUGCUGAAAUUGGAUUUUAAUGGCAGAAAUUCUCUAUAAAUGGGAAAUGAAUCAACUACAGAUAAAUAAAUCAGCUAUCAUCAAGAAAUCAUCAAGAAAUUUCUAAAUAACUUUGAAGAUUUCUCAUAUAAAUUUAAAUAUGUAGAAAUAUAUGUAUAAUUCUUUUUCUAAAUGUCCAUAUUUAGAAUGAAAGAAGGUCAAAACUCAGUGAACAUGUUUUUUAAAUAGUGAACAAGUAACUUGUGAUUAUGAAAAUAUAUUUUCAACAUACUUGAAGGUGUGAAAGCUGUCGACCGUCAGAUAUUAAAUCCAUCACGUGAGAAUAAAAGCAGAAAUCUAUUUUAAGUCUACAGAGACGCGAAUGAAACUCCUUCAUUUAUGUGAAGACGUCAGAUUCGAGGUUCUGAGGAAAGAAAACGUUUGUCCGCCGUCGGAUCGGCAGCUUUUCGUCCCGCUUUCACGGCGGCGGAGUCGUGUGGAGCUCCGCCCCCUGCUGGCGGAGCCCCGCCCCCUGCUGUCGGAGCUCCGCCCCCCUGCGUGCUACCAUGGCAACCUCGUGGAGGGCGGGGCCGGCGUCCCGGAGACGAGCCGCCACCUCCAGGAGUCCCAACCUGGUUGUUGUACAACGAGAUCUUGACAGAUAUUUAACCCUCGUAAACUGCCUAUUUUGUUAUAAUAAAAGUCUAUAUUGAACUUUACUCGAGCACUACUACUACGGGAAUUAUUUUCUUUGCAUCGUUAAUCAGAUAUGAAUAGAAAUGUUUAAAGAGAUUUGAAUAUGAAUAUAUAUUUUUCUUUUUCUUUGAUCACCACCUCCUCUGUCUUUUAAUUUUCUUUUUUAAGCAUAAUAA
Messenger RNA from Cololabis saira (Pacific saury), 5254 nucleotides. RefSeq names its product discs large homolog 1-like protein. NCBI's taxonomy places the organism in Eukaryota, Metazoa, Chordata, Actinopteri, Beloniformes, Belonidae. The record is from RefSeq and is a predicted model, not a curated record. Gene Ontology annotation, cellular component: neuron projection; neuromuscular junction; postsynaptic density membrane. Gene Ontology annotation, molecular function: kinase binding. Bases 339 to 3344 code for a protein of 1001 amino acids. The transcript is spliced from 27 exons. Gene Ontology annotation, biological process: neurotransmitter receptor localization to postsynaptic specialization membrane; chemical synaptic transmission.